Halichondria panicea is the source of this 2985-nucleotide messenger RNA. RefSeq lists its product as uncharacterized. The transcript has 8 exons. The record is from RefSeq and is a predicted model, not a curated record. NCBI's taxonomy places the organism in Eukaryota, Metazoa, Porifera, Demospongiae, Suberitida, Halichondriidae. Bases 100 to 2505 code for a protein of 801 amino acids.
GAGAAAAAUCGUCAUGAUUCAAGUUGAAAUGUCGGCCGGCAAGUUGACGUACUGCGCCCCUGGGGGAAAUAGCUCCAUGGACAUCACCUAGUGGCUAUAAUGAACUACAGACUGAAUGCUAUUUUGACUCUGACAAUACUGAUGUUUGCACACAAGGAAGUAUCCUGCAAUGCCGAAAUCAUAGAUGCAGCCUCAACAAGUGCUGGCAACAAGUUUGUGAUCGGUUUCUUGAGGAAUUCUUUUGUAGCAAACCAUAACCCGGUUUUGUUCUUGUUUAUUGCAAACCCAGAGUCAAGUACUAUUAAUUUCACAGUCACUCCAAUUGAUUUUAAUGAUAGCAUUUCUACCUCUUCAAUUAUGGUAACCAUUCCAAUCAGUUUUGAGGUACGAUCUCUCAAUGAUAUGAACAAGGGGAUCCUUGUAGAAGCUGACGGAAACAUCAACGUGUACGGGUUGUCUAUGACGCAAUUUUCGGCAGACGUCUUUUUAGCAUUACCCUGUGCUGUAAUGCCCGUUGAUGAAUAUGAAUAUUAUGUAAUCUCUUAUGAGCCAAACAUUGUUGGUUCCUUUUUUUAUCCUAGUAUUGUUUUGUUGGUAGCCUGUGAAGAUGAAACUGUUGUCAUGUUCCGCAAUUCCUCAACAAUAAUAUUACUAAAUAGUACGCAAACGUAUCAGAUUAUCAGUAAUCAAAAUGAUCUCACAGGAACAAGAAUAACUAGCUCGAAACCUUUGUCUGUGUUUAGCGGAUCUGAUUGUGGAUUAGUUCCAUCUUCUUCGAACGGUUGUGAAACAAUGGUUGAGCAAGUGCCUCCGACUGUGACAUGGGGCUUAAAAUUCCUCCUGCGCUCUCUUGGCCCUCGCUUCCGUUUUUUGUCUGGUGAUCUUAUUCGUGUUCUUAGUUCCCGAGCAGCAAAUGUAUCUGUUAGCAGCUGCAACGCCUCACUCAGCGAAUUCCAGUUACAGAGUGGAGGGAGUUUCAGAGAAUUUCAAAUCGAACCAAACAGUGCCUGUAGCAUUGAAUCCACUUCUCCAGUACUGGUCGCUCAGUAUGCAGGCCGUAAUGUUGCUAGCGAACUAACUGUUCGCGGAGGACCAUUCAUGAUGAUAAUUCCUCCAAUUGAGCAGUUUACAAACAACUAUUUAGUAGAGUCGCUCACUGCUUCCGGAGUGAACUAUAUCACCAUAUAUGUUGCUUCUGAGUUUUUUCAAACUGCAGAUAUAUUGUUAAACGAAAAUGUUGUUACUGGCUGGAGGGAUGUUACAUGUUCAAGUGGAGAGAUUUGUGGCCACAUAAGUAGAACAAGUGUGUCUUCUGGAGCACAUUCUAUCCGCCAUCAAAACAAAUCAGCCGUUAUAGGUGUUUCAGUGUUUGGAUUCACCGGAAGUACUUAUGGUUACCCUGGAGGCAUGAGGUUAUCUCCCAUACAAUGCAACUGUGGUCAAAACUCUAUUUGCUUGAAUAACAUUGGACAGUUCAAUUGUAGGUGCUUGAAUGGAUUUGCCUUAAUGUCUGGAACAGAUGAAUUCGUAUGUAACGCCAUAACUUGUCCUCCUUUGACUGCUCCUACUAAUGGUUUUGUGACGUACAAUACUACUAUUAAUGAAGACGGCACCUAUGCCUUAGAUGUAGUAGCUACCUAUAGCUGUGACACCGGGUUUUAUCUGGUUAGUAACACCUCAUUGACAGAGACAUGUACUGGAAAUGGCAGUAGCACUACUGGUGCUUUUGAUGGACAAGCUCCAAUCUGUGAAGCUAUAGUAUGCCCUCCACUUUACAAUCUAACUGACGGCUCGGUGUCUUAUUCGAAUGUGCCUGGUUUAAUGGCUACCUAUAGUUGUGACACUGGGUUUGCUUUGGUUGGUAACAACACAAGGACUUGCACUGGAGAUGGCAGUAACAGCACUGGUGCAUUUAAUGGGGCAGCUCCAACCUGUGAACCCAUAACCUGCCCUGCUGUGCCCUCACCAAGCAACGGGAGUACUAACUUUAGUGGAUCUUCAGCUAAUCAAAUCGGCAACUAUAUAUUUAAUGUAGUGGCUACCUACAUCUGUGACACUGGGUUUUCUCUGGUUGGUAACAGCUCAAGGACUUGCACUGGAAGUGACAAUAGUAUUACGGGUUCUUUUGAUGGACAAACUCCAAUCUGUGAAGCCAUAAUCUGCCCCGCUGUGCCCUCGCCAAACGACGGUACUACUGACUUUGGUGAAGCCUUAUCUGAUGAAAAUAACACCUAUGCUUUUGAUACGGUAGCUAUCUACAGCUGUGGCACUGGGUUUUCUCUAGUUGGUAACAACACAAGGACUUGUACUGGAAAUGGCAGUAGCACUAUUGGUGCAUUUGAUGGAGAGCCUCCAAUCUGCGUAGGAGAAUCUGCAGUUAGCUCAAUUUCAUUGGUCCUCUCUAUUACUGUACCCAUUGUGAUGAUUUCGACUCUACUAGCUCUACUAGCUCUAGGUGGAGGAUACAUUAUUCUUGCUCGCCUCCGGAAAAAGUCUGCUAAAUAACAUUUAACUAUAAUUAUUAUCAUUACUGUAAUCAUGCAAUUAGUCUAUGCAAAACUGCAUGAUAUCACCGGCCAUGUAUUGAUUGAAGAGAAAGGGCCAAGUUGGCAAUGGAGGCAGUUCACAUGAUUUACGUACACACACAGAGAAAAGAGGUGUACUGUUUUAGACCCUGUGAGCGUGUGCUAUAUUAGCACCGUGGUGUGCUAAACAGUGAUUCAGCACACUACAUGUGCUGUUUUGUAGGCAUAUAGCACAGCCUACGUGUUGUAUUGGUGUGCUUUUUCAUGGCUUGUAAUUUUAAUGUUCGAUUACAUGUGCUAAAUGUAAUGGUUGUGCUGAAACAGGUAAACAUGCUAAUUCAGCACAGUGUGCUGUUUUCAGUACCAAAUAAGGGCAUGCAGUACAACAAAUGUGCAGCUGCAGCUGCAUAGCAACAAAGAUUUUUUUAAAUUUGCUGUUCUUGCAAAGAAGAAAAGAAGU